Eutrema salsugineum is the source of this 1928-nucleotide messenger RNA. Its product is annotated as asparagine--tRNA ligase, cytoplasmic 1. Bases 69 to 1796 code for a protein of 575 amino acids. Gene Ontology annotation, biological process: asparaginyl-tRNA aminoacylation. Lineage: Eukaryota; Viridiplantae; Streptophyta; Magnoliopsida; Brassicales; Brassicaceae. Gene Ontology annotation, molecular function: ATP binding; nucleic acid binding; asparagine-tRNA ligase activity. The record is from RefSeq and is a predicted model, not a curated record. The transcript has 6 exons. Gene Ontology annotation, cellular component: mitochondrion.
AUUACCGUGAAACCUCUUUUAGGGUUUUUAUCCCAAAAAUUCAUUUCUAACUCAAGCUUUUUCGAAUAAUGGGUGAUGAGAUUCCGCCGCCGGCAGAUCAACUAGCCGCCGUCUCAUUAGGCAGCGAUGGAGCUUCGUCUUCGACGGUGCAGAAAGCUAGGUUUUCGGAUCGUGUCCGUAUUCGAUCGAUUUUAGGUCGACCCGACGGCGGAGCUGGACUUGCCGGUCAGAAUGUCCGAAUCAGCGGGUGGGUAAAAACGGGAAGGGAGCAAGGAAAAGGGAGUUUCGCAUUUCUCGAGGUGAACGAUGGAUCAUGCCCAGCGAAUCUUCAGGUUAUGGUGGAUGCAUCUGUAUCAGAUCUCUCCAAGCUGGUCGCGACGGGAACUUGUGUCACCGUUGAUGGAUGUUUGAAGAAACCUCCUGAAGGUAAAGGUACGAAGCAGAAGAUUGAGCUCAGCGUCCAGAGUGUGAUUGCUGUGGGAACGGUGGAUCCGGCUACGUACCCGAUUCCUAAAACGAAGCUUACUCUAGAGCAUUUGAGAGAGUAUCCUCAUCUUCGUUCAAGGACCAACUCGAUCGCAUCAGUCAUAAGAAUCCGUAAUGCGCUUGCUUUUGCGACCCACAGUUUCUUUCAACAAGAGGGUUUUGUGUACGUUCACACUCCUAUCAUCACAACAAGUGAUUGUGAAGGUGCUGGUGAAAUGUUCCAAGUAACAACCUUGAUCAACCUAAUGGAGAAGGUGGAGAGGGAUCUCAUUAAGAACCCACCGCCCAGCGAGGCUGACAUUGAAGCUGCCAAGCUCAUUGUCAAGGAGAGAGGUGAAGCUGUAGCGCAGCUCAAAGCUGCCAAAGCAAGCAAGCAAGAGAUCACUGCUUCCGUUGCUGAACUCACUGCAGCAAAGGAGAGUUUAGCUGGGCUGCUAGAGAGGUCAAAGCUUAAGCCUGGUUUAGCUAAAAAAGAUGGAAAAAUCGAUUAUUCCCAAGAUUUCUUUGGUCGCCAAGCUUUCUUGACAGUUUCUGGUCAGUUACAAGCGGAAACCUAUGCUUGCGGUCUUAGCGACGUGUAUACAUUUGGUCCGACUUUCAGGGCAGAGAACUCUCACACCUCAAGGCAUCUUGCUGAGUUCUGGAUGGUUGAGCCUGAAAUAGCUUUUGCUGAUCUUGAGGACGAUAUGAACUGCGCAGAGGCAUAUGUGAAAUUCAUGUGCAAGUGGUUGCUUGAAAAAUGCUACGAUGACUUGGAAGUUAUGGCUAGGAAUUUCGACAAAGGAUGCAUCGACAGGCUAAAAUUGGUUGCCUCGACUCCGUUUGAGCGUCUAACAUACACCGACGCAAUAAAGCUACUUGAGGAAGCUGUGGCUCAAGGAAAGGAAUUUGAGAACUCAGUGGAGUGGGGAAUAGACUUAGCAUCUGAGCAUGAAAGAUACUUGACAGAGGUUAAGUUUCAAAAGCCUCUAAUUGUCUAUAACUACCCGAAAGGAAUCAAAGCUUUCUACAUGAGACUUAACGAUGAUGGAAAGACAGUUGCUGCCAUGGAUGUCCUCGUUCCAAAGGUUGGAGAACUCGUUGGAGGAAGCCAAAGAGAAGAACGGAUUGACGUCAUCAUUAAAAGGAUAGAGGAGAUGGGUUUACCACUUGAACCAUACGAGUGGUACCUUGACUUGCGUCGUUAUGGAACAGCUAAGCACUCUGGCUUCGGACUUGGAUUCGAACGUAUGCUUCUCUUCGCUACAGGAAUCGACAACAUCAGAGACGUUAUUCCUUUCCCUCGCUAUCCUGGACGAGCUGAUCUUUGAGUCCUCCCACCUUAUUCCAAAAUUUACAAACACUGUUUUAUUUUGUUACUUUAUUAGCUGGUCUGGUUUUGAGAACCGAUUUCGUUUUAAAAGUUUUUACGUUGGUUAAUGAAUGAAUUGGAUUUUUGACUU